Molecule: messenger RNA, 2488 nt
Organism: Rhodamnia argentea
Lineage: Eukaryota; Viridiplantae; Streptophyta; Magnoliopsida; Myrtales; Myrtaceae
Product: transcription factor bHLH140
Exons: 6
Coding region: 116-2350 (744 amino acids)
Biological process (GO): double-strand break repair; single strand break repair
Cellular component (GO): nucleus
Molecular function (GO): double-stranded RNA binding; single-stranded DNA binding; DNA 5'-adenosine monophosphate hydrolase activity
Source: RefSeq, a predicted model, not a curated record
UAGGCCCGGCCCAAUAAGCUUUCUCCAGAACGGAAUUAGAUCUGCGAACGGGAAGCUGCUUGCUUCGCGAUUGUUGCUAUGAGGUUUCGUUGCAGAGAUUGCUGUCGCGGUGGACAUGGAGGUUGACGACGGUUCGGAAGCACGAGUGGAAAUGAAGGGGAAGCAAUCGGUGGUGAUGCUGGUGGGAGCCCCUGGUAGUGGCAAGUCCACCUUCUGCGACGCCGUCAUUGGCGCUUCUCGAAGAACCUGGGUCCGCAUUUGUCAGGACACGAUUGGAAAUGGUAAAGCUGGGACAAAGGCUCAGUGCAUCAAGAGUGCUUUGAGUGCGUUGAAUGAGGGUAAGAGCGUCUUCAUCGACAGAUGCAAUCUAGACAGGGAACAGCGUGCGGAGUUCCUGAAACUCGGCUCUGCCCAAAUUGAUGUGCAUGCCGUGGUGCUUGAUCUGCCUACUCAGCUUUGUAUUUCUCGAUCUGUCAAGCGGACAGGGCAUGAAGGGAACUUGCAAGGUGGAAAAGCUGCUGCUGUUGUGAAUAGAAUGCUACAGAAGAAAGAAUCGCCUAAGCUGAUUGAAGGGUUUUCUCGGAUUACAUUUUGCCAUAAUGAUGCUGAAGUUCAGGCUGCUAUGGGUACAUAUAGUGGUCUUGGUCCAUCGGACAGUCUUCUACCAGGCUGUUUCGGCCAGAAAAGCCAAGAUGCGAAAGUUCAAGUGGGAAUCAUGAAGUUCCUAAAGAAAGCAGAGGGGCCUUCUCCCGUUGUUUCCAAGGUCAAUAGCGACCAGUCUGUUGCAUCAAUUGGGAGCUCAGAGAAGAAAGGCGCUUCCUUGGAAAGAGAAGAAAUGCCUGUUCUUCCGAAUGCUCCUCAGAAAGAAGAAAGCAAGGGCAAAGAUAAUGCAGUCCAAGCCAUAGAUAAGGAUGUUCCUACACUAGCAUUUCCUUCUAUUUCAACAGCCGAUUUCCAGUUUAACCUCGAAAAGGCCUCUGAUAUCAUUGUUGAGACGGUUGAGGAAUUUCUGCCUAAGCUUGGAAAUGCCAGACUUGUUCUAGUGGACUUGACUUAUGAAUCGAAAAUCUUGUCUUUGGUUCGAGCUAAAGCUGCCAAGAAGAGCAUUGACUCAAGCAAGUUCUUCACAUUCGUAGGCAAUAUAAUUGAGCUCUCUACAAAACGAGCUUUACACUGCAAUGUCAUAGCUAAUGCUGCCAAUUGGCGAUUAAGACCUGGAGGCGGAGGCGUCAAUGCUGCUAUCUUUAAGGCUGCAGGUGCGGACUUGGAAAUGGCAACAAAUGAUAGAGCUAAGUCACUUGUCCCUGGCAGUGCUGUGGUUGUUCCUCUUCCUUCAACUUGUCCACUGUACAACAGGGAAGGGAUAACGCAUGUCAUCCAUGUCCUUGGGCCAAAUAUGAACCCACAAAGACCAAAUUGUCUGAAUAAUGAUUAUAACAAAGGCUGCAUGGUUCUCCGUCAAGCAUAUACAUCACUCUUCGAAGGAUUCUUGUCUAUAUUGAAGAUACAGGAAACAUCAGUUACAAAAAGGCACGAAGAGUUGUUGCAUCACUCUGGACGUGGUCCUGAUAAGAGUGUUGGAAAUGGUGAUUUAAAGAAUAAGAGAGAUGAUGUCGAUGCUUCUGAUAGCAGCAAAAAGAGUAGAGGAUCUGGAAAUGAAGUUGAGAUUGACAGCACACGUCCAAGAACUGGAAAUUCAGAUUCAGGUAUCCAAACUACUGAUAGAGGAAUGACAAAAGCAUGGGGCUCUUGGGCCCAGGCUUUCUAUCAUAUUGCCAUGCAUCCAGAAAGACAAAAGGAUGACGUUUUGGAAAUACUAGAGGAUGUUGUUGUGUUAAAUGACCUUUAUCCUAAGGCACAGAAGCACAUUCUCAUCUUGGCACGAGCUAGAGGUCUUGAUUGCCUGGCAGAUGUGCAUGAAGUACACCUUGAAUUGUUGAGGAGAAUGCAUGACAUUGGCUUGAAGUGGGUUGAGAAGUUCUUGCAUGAAGAUUCUCAAUUAGUUUUCCGUCUUGGAUAUCACUCGGCACCCUCGAUGAGACAACUUCACCUCCAUGUUGUCAGCCAAGAUUUUAAUUCAGUUCAUCUCAAGAAUAAGAAGCAUUGGAACUCAUUUAACACAGCUUUCUUCCGCGACUCAGUGGACGUCAUAGAGGAGGUGAAUAAGAAUGGGAAAGCAAUGAUGAAGGAUGAUAAGAGUCUACUUUCUAUGGAGUUACGUUGCCACAGAUGUAGAAGUGCACAUCCGAACAUUCCCCGGUUGAAAUCACAUAUUCGGAAUUGCCAGGUCCCUUUUCCAGCUUUUUUGCUUCAAAGUGGUCGUCUUGUACGUGCACUGGAUAGUAAUUAAACCCUAGUCUGUAGGACAUUGUCCUCGAAAUUUUGUUGUACAUAGCGGCGGCUUUCACCUUCCCAUAGCGCCAAUUGAUCAAUGUUGAUUUACUUUUGGGUGUUUGGCGGGCAAGAUAAUGUGAUAGAAGGUUCUCUA